Notolabrus celidotus (New Zealand spotty) is the source of this 976-nucleotide messenger RNA. It is a transcript of the gene efcab1, whose product is annotated as EF-hand calcium binding domain 1. The transcript is spliced from 6 exons. Bases 67 to 705 code for a protein of 212 amino acids. Gene Ontology annotation, molecular function: calcium ion binding. Lineage: Eukaryota; Metazoa; Chordata; Actinopteri; Labriformes; Labridae. The record is from RefSeq and is a predicted model, not a curated record.
UACACUGUUGUCAUGGCAACAGCAUGUCAACAUCCUCCUAAGCGGCUCGUAUCCUGACAGUCAGAAAUGUCUGCUGUGAACAGAAAGUUGAUUCAAGCUCUCGUCGAGACAGUCUCAAAGCAUGUGGAGCACUUUAAUAAGACAGAGGUGGAGUGCCUUAUCCGAGGAUUUAACAGUCUCUUUGGGGAGCAGGCUAUUGCUCAACAUUCACCUGGCGGACUGGACAGAGGGAGGUUCAGGAGCAUACUGCACAACUGGUUUGGGAUGACCGACAGUGUGAUCAUGGAUGGAGUCUUCAGGACAUUUGACAAAGACAAUGACAGCUUGAUCAGUGUCAAAGAAUGGAUUGAGGGACUGUCCGUUUUCCUUCGAGGGAGUUUGGAUGAAAAAAUAAAAUACUGCUUUCAUGUAUAUGACUUGAAUGGGGACAACUACAUCUCAAGAGAGGAGAUGUUUCAGAUGCUGAGGAACAGCUUCAGCAGACAGCCCACAGAGGAGGACCCUGAUGAAAGAAUCAAAGACCUGGUGGAAAUCACACUCAAGAAGAUGGAUCACGAUCAUGAUGGCCGACUGUCUUUUGAUGACUUUGAAAAGGCAGUUAGAGAAGAGAAUCUCUUACUUGAGGCUUUUGGAACCUGCCUACCGGACACUAUGAGAAUUGAGACAUUCGAGAGGCAUGUAUUUGAGGAGCAACAGGACCAUUGAAGAAGCAGUGUCUUUAUUUUCAGCUGCAUACUCCAGGAUAAAUGUUAAUAGCCGUUAACAAUGCAAAAAUAAAAAGUAAUCAAAACAAAAAACAUUGCCUGGAAAUAGUUUUCCAAUGUGGUAACAGAAAUGAAUGCUUUGAAAGACAACAUGCUUGAUCAAAUCCGACGUCGGGGUUUCACCUUUUUUUCCACUGGUUUGAGAUCAGGAACUGCUCCCAUCUGUGAAAGUGAACAAAGCUGAUUUGACUGAAAUAAACAACUACACUGAC